Messenger RNA from Aphanomyces astaci, 1188 nucleotides. RefSeq lists its product as hypothetical. The transcript has a single exon. NCBI's taxonomy places the organism in Eukaryota, Oomycota, Saprolegniomycetes, Saprolegniales, Verrucalvaceae. The coding region runs from base 1 to 1188 and encodes 395 amino acids. The record is from RefSeq and is a predicted model, not a curated record.
AUGAACUCGAAAAUUGCGAGGUGCGUCUAUAGUUUCCGGCCGGACUGUACACGCGGUGGAUGCAGUGCCAGUUCAACGACUAGAGCGCUGGAGGCGCUUCACGACGACGUCCAACUACUCUUGCACGGACACCACCUCGACAAGUACCUGUCCAGCACAACUAACCAUCCCACCAACCGCAAUCUGCCGUACACCCAGCAAAUCCAGCUCGGGAUUGCUUUCCUUACAGAGCUCCAUUGUCCAAUUGGGACGCGCGAAAUACUGUUGGAGAGGCUCCGACGCCUUCGCAAGCGAGGCAAUCAAUGGAUCGCGGAGUACUCUGUGGAGUUCAACCGCUGGCUACGAAAACUCAGUAUCCGACAAGCCAGUGAGAAGGAGCAACUGUCCACCAACGACCAGCUCCAGAUCUACAAAAGCGCCAUGCCCACGAAUUUCCAAAUCGAAUUUCGAAAGAAAUUCGGGGUCAGGGUCUUCGAAUGCAUUGAAGACGCCGAAGCAGCAUUCACCACGAUCGAAAAUGAUUUUUCAUUUAUUCGGGGAUUGGAAAAUGUAAAACCCAACGCGGCUCCGACUAAGCCGGACAAGACCAAGACCAAGUUCAAGGAAGACAGGAAAACAACGACCUCCCCCCACGACAGGCAAGCCAAGCGGUCAGCGAAGACGUGCCGGUUUUGCGAGUCCAAGAACUACAAGGCGGACAACCAUUCGUCGACGGACUGUGGACGGCAUGACAACCCCAAGAACGCGGACCGCGAGGAGUUCGACACUCCUGCCACGAAGAAAAAGUUCAGAAUAGGCAAGGGCAAGGAUGUGGCGCCCAUGAUAGCAGAAAUCGAGCUGUUACAAACGAAGCUUAAGCGGGCAUCAGCAUCCGCGGUAUUGCAGAGCUCCCUCGACGACUCUGACGUGUGCGCCAUGGCAAUCGAUGGUGGGGUCGUGGGGGCGCCAACAGACCAACAACGCAUUACGAUGGAAGUUCGUGUGGCACUGGAGGGUAGUAGUCAAGUUAAUGCGGACACAGUCGCCCGGGGAGUAGACAUGCUCGAUGCGGGACUUGUUUUCGCGGUCGUUAUCCUUGCGCAUUUGUUUAACCGUGCGUUGGUGGGCAGCGACUCCCUGCCCACCGCGAGUGCAAAAUCAAAGAACAUGUUGCGGCCAAAAGCAAAAAAGCUGCUGCCCCCGGAGUGA